Molecule: messenger RNA, 703 nt
Organism: Cydia splendana
Lineage: Eukaryota; Metazoa; Arthropoda; Insecta; Lepidoptera; Tortricidae
Gene: mRpL23
Product: large ribosomal subunit protein uL23m
Exons: 3
Coding region: 179-631 (150 amino acids)
Biological process (GO): mitochondrial translation
Cellular component (GO): ribosome; mitochondrial large ribosomal subunit
Molecular function (GO): structural constituent of ribosome
Source: RefSeq, a predicted model, not a curated record
CAGCUGUCAAAAUUUCGUAGGUUAUCUCAAUUCUCACCCUUUGUUAAUCAAAAUUAUCUAAAACCCAGUUUAUUUUUUAAUAUUUGGUAUUUUAUUUAAGUGUUAUUUUACAGCUCGUUCGAUUUCUCAAUCUUGCGAGUCUGUAUAUUAUUAACAGUAACCGAUUGGGUUCAGAAAAAUGUCCACCCGAUGGUAUCCACUAUACCAAAGAGGGAAUCCCCAAUUGAGAGUAUUUUUACCAAAUUUUUGGAUGAAACUUGUUAAACCUCAUAUAAAACAGCUACCAAACAUAGUUCACUUCCAAUGUUCUAUGGAAAUGACAAAGCAUGACAUAAGAAAUUAUCUGGAGAAGAUUUACGAUGUCCCAGCCGCUGAUGUCAGAACAAAGAUUACCAUGGGGAAGUUCAGAAGGGAUGUGGGAAACGGUUACAUUAUUAAAGACGAUGAUAUCAAAUAUGCCUAUGUUACCCUGCCAAAAGAUAUGAAGUUUGAGUACCCCAAGUUGUUUGUGGACCAAAAGGAAGCAGAGGAUGAGGACGCCAAAUCCUUGGACGAAGCCAAGAAAACCUUCAAGGGGUACUUGGAACGGAACAAGGACAGAUCUGAUGUUCCAAGUUGGUUCUCUAUAUAAAAUGUACAACUUAGAUAAAUAUUCGCUUUUUAUUAGAAUAAGAUAUGUAAAUAAAUGUUAGAAAUGUAGUAA